AUGUUGAAUAGCAAGCGCUAUCAAUGCCACCGAUGCUCAAGGGCAUUUGCUCGUCUAGAACAUCUUCAAAGACACGAUCGCUCACAUACCAAAGAGAAACCGUUUGUUUGCGUUCAAUGCCCCAAGGCCUUUACACGCAAGGAUCUGCUGGCCCGUCAUGAGCGUCUCUCACACAACCCCGACACCAGUCCAGCCAACCAUCAGAGACACACGCCCUCCCCCGCGAAUCCUCCCAACCUGGGUGGGUUAGAUUCCUUGGCAUCUGUAGUCACAGAUAACGCCCAAUCUAAUCGCACCGCUUUGCAUGGGCGCGAUGACCAUUUCCCAGCGUUGUCACCGUCCGUACACCGCCCGAUACUGGGUGGCCAGUUGGCUAGCACAGACGCUCCCUCAGCAGGACACAGUACCCCAUCUCCAGGCCCGGAUUUUGGAUAUGCUCUAGGUGGCUUCGGACCGGGAUCAUAUCAUGACUUCACCUCAUUUUUGGAUAGCGUCCCCUUGCCAAAUCAUCCGUUCUCGCCGGCUUAUCAGCCACUCCCGCUCUUUCCACCGUUGCAGUUUUCCCCGGUUCCGGACUAUGAUCGGUCAUCUGAUAGAGGGACUCUAACCGAAAAUGCUCCUUCGACUCCUUCGAGUUCUGUACUCCCUCGACAUGAUGCUCAGCUUCCAUCACUCCAGCCGGAGGGGUAUCAUAUCUCCCCCACGGCGCGCCAGCCCACGGGAUUCGUACCGGUCACGGCUCAAUGCCGGGAGAAGUUUUUGGAUAUGUUGUCCGACUACGCCAAUGUGGUCCCAGAUCCGUCGCUACCAUCUCGGCAUGCGCUAUCCCGGUGCUUGACGGGGUAUGUAACCGGGUACCAUGAACACUACCCAAUCGUGCAUAUCCCGACCCUCGAUGUAGAUUCAAUGACAUUGCCGCUCUUCUUAUCAAUGGCGGCAUUGGGCGCACGGUAUUGCCGCGAGCCAGACACGAGCAUGCGUCUCUAUCAGAUUGCCAAACCAGUGACUCUGGAACAUGUUCGCCGAGUCUUCCAGUCGGGCAAGCUGCCCCCGGUCAACGCCGCCGACGACAUUGAUACCCUAGAAACCCUGCAAGCUUUAUUGUAUCUGACCUCAGUGUCAUUAUGGUUUAUUAAUAACCCUCCGUACCACGAGGCACUGUCACUUCGCAGUAUAAUGGAAAUGCUCACCCGGAAAGGAGGAGUUAACCGGUUACCUGAGAAUGACGGGUCAUGGAGUAGCUGGAUACGACGGGAAUGCGUGAAGCGCACCAAACUAAUUGUUCUCUGUUUCUUCAACAUCCAAACCAUAGUCUUCGACGUCCCACCGAUGAUUCUCACAGAAGAUUUCACCCUCGAAUUACCCUGCACCGAAAAGGAAUGGCAAGCUGCGCGCGCAGACCUCUGGCAGGCAGAGCGCAUGAAGAGUCCCGGCGAACCAAAAUUCCAAGAUGCCCUUUCCGCCCUAUUUGGGCCAACCAGCAAUGUAGAGCGAUUCUCCUCGCUCGGCGGCUACGUGCUAAUCCACGCGAUCCUGCAAGACAUCUGGCUAAUGACGAAAGCGGGCCGACUACCCGUAUCACGACGGAACCGCUUCACCCCAUCGUCAAUGACAUGCACACCGGAGCUCGUGCACGUCGAACAAGCACUAGAACGCUGGUGCCAGUGCUGGGAGCGUAACCAAGAGUCCUCCGUUGACCCACUCAGCCCGAACGGCCCGCUAUCCUUCACAUCAGCAGCUCUGCUUCGACUAGCUUACAUUCGACUCAACGCGGACUGCGGCUCAGCCCGCCAACUGCAAACCUGGGACCCCGUCCAGAUCGCAACCAGUCUCCGCGACAACCUCUCCGUCCGGCGAGGCGACCGUCUCACGCGUGCUGCGCUCCACUGCGCACAUGCCCUCAGUACACCCGUCAAGCUCGGCAUUGGAUUUGUCGCGCACUCACAGGUGGCGCUGUGGUCGAAUCAGCACGCUUUGUGCUCCAUGGAGUGCGCGGUGCUGUUGGCUAAGUGGCUUGAGGCGAUUACGGUGCCGGAUCCGGACCCGCGGCUGACGGAGCAGGAGACUCGGUUGCGAGAUUUUGUGCUAGAGAUGGUUAUGGAGGUUCAGCAUGGUGUCUCGAGAGAGUGGCUACUCGCUACUAAUACCCGGCUCAGUGCUGCGGUAACCCGGUUGUGGGCGCGGCUGUUUACGGCGGACUAUAUCUGGGAGAUGGUUGCUUUGAUUGGGAGAUCUUUGAAUAGCUAUGCGGAAUUGCUAGAGCAGUAG
Molecule: messenger RNA, 2268 nt
Organism: Penicillium mononematosum
Lineage: Eukaryota; Fungi; Ascomycota; Eurotiomycetes; Eurotiales; Aspergillaceae
Product: transcription factor domain-containing protein
Exons: 3
Coding region: 1-2268 (755 amino acids)
Biological process (GO): DNA-templated transcription; regulation of transcription by RNA polymerase II
Cellular component (GO): chromatin
Molecular function (GO): RNA polymerase II cis-regulatory region sequence-specific DNA binding; zinc ion binding; DNA-binding transcription factor activity, RNA polymerase II-specific
Source: RefSeq, a predicted model, not a curated record